AUGACUUCAGUUUGCGAUGCUAUGCUUUCAUCAGAUGAGGAAGACGAACAGAAUGAUGAUGUGCUUGAAGCGACAUCAAAGGCAGACUCAGGAACGAAGGAGUCUUCGGAAGAAGAAGAAGGCAGUUCAAGCGAAGAUGAGUUAGAAGAAGGAGAGGAACUGAACCAGCUGCGUCAAUCCGCAACUCCCAUCGAUCAUUCAUCGUCAACGAAGUCAUUUUCGGAGUUGGGAUUGAGGUCCUGGCUUAUCCAGCAGCUAAAUACGAUGCGCAUCGUUAAGCCUACUCCAGUGCAGGUGAUAUGUUUUGUUCUCUCUCGGAGAAAAUACCGCAAGUUUUCUGCUGAAUUGGGUCGCUAA
This is a messenger RNA of Cooperia oncophora, 357 nucleotides long. Lineage: Eukaryota; Metazoa; Nematoda; Chromadorea; Rhabditida; Trichostrongylidae. The record is from the annotation of a GenBank genome assembly.